Messenger RNA from Penicillium subrubescens, 444 nucleotides. RefSeq lists its product as uncharacterized. The transcript has a single exon. The record is from RefSeq and is a predicted model, not a curated record. Bases 1 to 444 code for a protein of 147 amino acids. NCBI's taxonomy places the organism in Eukaryota, Fungi, Ascomycota, Eurotiomycetes, Eurotiales, Aspergillaceae.
AUGGCGGCUGAUGCAGCCGAUAUGAAUGAGAUCUCCGAAGCCUUCGAAGAAAUGAGUUCGAGUGCCACCAGGACCACACUCACCACUGUCCAGGCAACGACCACUGAGCCAGGUAUUACUAGUACCAAGACCGGCGAGCAUACAGCCUCCUCUACUGAAAGUACCAGUACUACCACUUCUGGUCUGAGAUGUUACCAUCAAUGCCCAACUAGAGAGGAAUGCAACUGUUACUGCCAAGGACAUGUAGGUGAAUUCCAAAUGAUGAGCUCAACCACCGGCAUGCAAACUCAACCCUGCGCCUGGACUACGUUACCACCGUUAGACACAAAAGCCAGCGUCGGUCCCAUCACCAGUACCCAAAGCAAUGGAGACGUCGUCUGCGGCAAAUCCGCACACCGUGCAGAAACCACGGGAAACAGCGCAGAGUGCGUUGGCACGGUAUAA